Molecule: messenger RNA, 534 nt
Organism: Trichoplax adhaerens
Lineage: Eukaryota; Metazoa; Placozoa; Uniplacotomia; Trichoplacea; Trichoplacidae
Exons: 5
Coding region: 1-534 (177 amino acids)
Source: RefSeq, a predicted model, not a curated record
AUGCCAUUGACAUACUUGUACUAUUGUCGUACAAAUGGGCUAGCAGAUCGUAAAUUAUUCGCAUUGAGACGUAGGCAACAAACCGAUGCUCUAAUCGCAAUAAGCAAGUUCAAGGCCUACACCAAGCAAUACAAAAUGGCGGAAGCAAUGAUCCAAAAAAUCUUUGAGGUACUAUUUGAAUCGAAAGCUGUCAUUAUUGAUACUGGAUAUAUACCGGAGAUGGCUUUCCCUAAAGAUGAAAAAAUUCGUGAUGCUAUAUCCAAGAUAUAUGAAAAUACUGCCUUUUUCGGUGAAAUUGCCCUAAGAUUACCAGAUAUUACUCAUAAGAUAUAUGAUAGGAAAACAGAAUGGAGAUAUGCCAUUCACUGGAGUGUCGGAUUUUGUAAUGAUUCUGUUUCAAUAUUCCAUGGUCCACACAAGAAAUUACUAAAUUUAAUGUCUCAAGAGUUGAAACUUAUUCCAAGAGAUGCUAACUAUGUUAAUCCCUAUAGCAAGAAAGAAAAUGAUCGUGAGAAAAUGGUAAUAUCCAGUUAG